This is a messenger RNA of Haliotis rufescens (red abalone), 2968 nucleotides long. RefSeq names its product zinc transporter ZIP3-like. Gene Ontology annotation, biological process: zinc ion transmembrane transport. Bases 1294 to 2385 code for a protein of 363 amino acids. The transcript has a single exon. The record is from RefSeq and is a predicted model, not a curated record. NCBI's taxonomy places the organism in Eukaryota, Metazoa, Mollusca, Gastropoda, Lepetellida, Haliotidae. Gene Ontology annotation, cellular component: plasma membrane. Gene Ontology annotation, molecular function: zinc ion transmembrane transporter activity.
AGCAGUCAAUAUUUUUCAGUUUGACUCCUAAUAAGCUUUGUGUGUCGGUAAGUACAAAUCCCUGUCAAUGAGGCGGGGCUACCGACUGAAAUGAAAGGUGCCUGGGACCGGCCAAUCAAGGCCCAAUACUGACUACUUUUCAUAGAGUUGUGCUGUUUUAAUUGUCAUGUGAAAGGAAAGCACAAAACCAAAAUCGGUCCCUCAGGAGGGGUACACAGUCCUCAUUAACAUUAGCACAUGGCUGUUUCCACUUCUUCCAACGAUUUCUAAUCAUGAACCUUCAACCAAGUGGAACGGACAUGACCAAGUGAGGAAACGAGGAGUACUUCAAUAUAUCAGGUAAUAGCGAAUAUAUGGAAUCUGAUGAGGAGGAUUGGCUCUGAAGAGGUGUCAUUGGAGUAGCAGUGAGGUUAAUACGUAUAUUAUACCCUCAGCUUAAUUUUAUUUGGAUUUGUUUAUAUUUGGCUUAUCUGACCAUUCUCUCCACGAUUGUGACAACAACAAAGAUCUACCGAGCAGAUGUUAACAACGAAUGGAAAUAGUGUGAAAAACAUUAGUCACUGUAGUCGGCACUUUGUGACAAAUGUCAGUCAAACUGAGUGAAGAUGCGAACUGAAGCAGCACAUGGACAGCGAAAUGUUCGAGGACUGUGAGAGUGAGGGUCGUCGUUGACGGGGAGUUAACAACUUAUGUUUGGCGGGGGCAAAAAGGCGACGGUGAGAAAACAUCUAUCAGUUUGCGUUAAUGAAAUGAUCAAUAUUUUAUCGAGCUCUCUGAUCGUCUCGCUCGGCGUGUACACCUGCCCCGUUGAGAGUUCGAUCGGCAGAUGGUCAACACAGAUUUGACCAGUGGCUAGAGGUUUGCUGUCCUGGAAUUACCCUCCUCUGCUUGCUAGGCUCUUGGCUCACUUGAAUAGACUGCUGUACCUCCGGGCUUCCGGACUCGGCAGAGAGGAAAGGAGUGGAGAGUCGUCUAGGUAGGCUCGAGACAUGUAGGCGGUGUUUUCAUGCUGUGUGUCAGGAAUGUUCAAACAGUUGUGUUCUCCGAUAGCGAAGCGUUAAGUGCGUACAAUCGCCCUGCAAUGCCGAUGGUUCAAGACAAGAUUUGGACUGUUUCUGAUACAUAAACAUUGACAGAUGCGACUUAAACCUCGGAUUUUGUGAUUGCCAUCAAAGAGUCAAGAUUUUGCCAAAUAGUUCCAACCCCUUGACAGAUUUAGCUGUCUCGGGGAACGAUCUCUUUCCCAAUCCAAGCUCGCCUGAGGGGUCUGGCCCACUGGGCUACCCCGGACAGAUGAAGGAGUUAGAUAUGGAGGUAGUUGUAGCGAAGAUAAUUUCGCUAGUCAUUUUGACUAUCUUGACAGUACUGACGGGUCUGUGUCCCCUACGGAUUCUUAUGCAUGCCCCUCACUUUCUCUCUAAGAACCGCCAAACUAUUGAGUACUUCCUCUGUGGACUUCGGUGUUUCUCUGGUGGUAUAUUCCUUGCGACGUGUUUCCUUCACCUCCUACCGGACACGCGUAACAAGAUACAGGUCGUUAUGAGGAACAUGGGCUCUCGAUCAACGUACGCUGUUCCAGAACUUUUAAUAAUGGCUGGAUUUUAUGGAAUUGUUUUCGUUGAUCAGUUCAUUAAGUGGAUGUAUGUUAAAGCAAGUGAGGCGGAGCGUAAGCCAAAACGAAGGAGGAAGAAAUCAUUACCAAUAGAGGACACGCUCGGCCUCGACCACAUGGAGAUGAACGUUGAAACUACGAGUCUCAGAUCGGACGGAAAUCAGGAUAGGUUAUCCGAAGAUCUCCAUAUGAACGACAGAGUGGACGAAACAACUAUCAAGGACACUCUUGAUUCGGACAUUGAGCCUGCCCCUUUCCAGGAUAUUGAGGUAAACAAAGUAGUGUCUGAAUUCACCAAAGCAGACUAUUCUAAUAAAGGGCAUGUUAGACUGAUUAUCUAUAUAACAGCGCUUUCCUUCCAUGGUGUUUUUGAGGGUAUGACCCUGGGUUUGCAAAGUGUUGAGAGCAACGUAUGGAGCCUUUGUUUUGCGAUCUGUGCCCACCGCUGUGUUCUAGCCUUCAAACUAGGAAUGGACUUGUGUAAUACAGAGGAAAAGCAGGGUACAGCCUGGCUUUGUAUUGGAACAUUUACUCUCAUAUCUGCUUUAGGAAUUGUAAUAGGGAUUGUUAUAUCAUCGGGAGCUAUGUUGUAUGCUGACGUUACCGUGCCCGAGGCAAUUCUACAGAGCCUUGCUACGGGAACAAUAUUUUACAUUGUGUUCUUUGACAUUCUCUUCAAGGACCUCCAAGGUAAAGAUGAUAUGAAGAGGAUUGGAUGUUCCUUUGUGGGUUUUGUUUUGAUGGCGGUUGUGUUUGCGAUCACCAUGUCAUGAUAGUCAAUCCCAAGUGCUAUUUCAUUAGAGAGCGACGCGAGUGUGCUACCAUGCUCUAAAACCACUGCUUCUACCGUUCCCAAGAGCUUUCGUAAUGCUGAAUGUUUAUUGUGUUCUGCCUGUAGAUCUCUUUUCUUCGACAAAUCACAUCCUGUAUUCUGAACAUAGAUUUCCACAUCGGCCACAGAACACUAUACUGCGGUUGUGAUACAUCUUUGUCAGCCAGAAUAAUCGAACAAUGAAUUCCGAUUUGUGAUGUACCGGUCUCGAAAUUCUCCAUAACACCUCAAGGGAACAUGUCUAUAUUUGAUUUUAUGCCCUCGAGGGUAUUUCUCUUGAUCAAAUGAGGGGAUCAAGGAGACGAAGACAUUUUAAAGGAUUUGACGGAUUCUAGCAGACACUGUAGUCAUAAGUCAGUUUCCUCAAUGCUUGGUUGAGUGUGUCAAAUCAGUGGUGAGUUUCUAUAUUUCCACGCAGCCAGAAAUUCAUGUCAAAGGGCGCUUAAUGUUUUCUAAGAUGUCCAACACACAGAUGUAUAACUGUAUCAGAUCAUAGUAUGACAUUGAAGAUAUUUUGCUUGUAA